Messenger RNA from Adelges cooleyi (spruce gall adelgid), 974 nucleotides. RefSeq lists its product as uncharacterized. The transcript is spliced from 12 exons. The coding region runs from base 119 to 892 and encodes 257 amino acids. The record is from RefSeq and is a predicted model, not a curated record. NCBI's taxonomy places the organism in Eukaryota, Metazoa, Arthropoda, Insecta, Hemiptera, Adelgidae.
UUUUAUUUUCGGCCGAAAUACAAGCCCACCUACAAGUCACAAGACGAUCAACAGCUAGUUUAAAAAAACUGAUCAAGUUGUUUGUUAUCAUUGAAAUUCUUCAAUCAUUUAGAUAAAAAUGAAAAUAUUUUGUUUUUUAACAUCAUUGGCCUUUGUAAAUGUUUCAGCAUAUAAUAUGACGGCAUAUAAAAUGGAAGUUUUCCUUACAAACGCUCACAUCGAGCUCGCUUACGGAAUGAACAAUUGUAUUGUAGAAAAUAUGUACAUAACAAAUGGAUUGGAGCAUGUAAUUAAAACAAUUGUCUAUGAAAAUAGAUAUUACUUCGGAAUGAUGAAUAAUAUGAUCGCUGUACCGGAAUAUCUAUAUCAAGACGCCAUAAAUGUAUCUAUGGAAAUCCAAAGAACUAUGCAACGAGAAAUAGAAAUGCAAUUAAAAAUUAAUGUUCCUGAAAUUCCGGACGAAAUUACUUUUGCUGAUUUUGAAAAAUUAAAUUUGACACAACUUGGAGAAGAGAGAAGACGUUUUACUGGACAAGCUCUAAAAAGUUUAAUGAGCCAAGCGUUAGAUAUUGACAACUUGGCUAAUCUUUUAGAACAGAGAAAACUAAGUAGUACAGCAUCUUCAAAAAAUAGAAUCACCCGGGUAGUAGAUAGAUUUGUAUUUGAUGCCUCUUCUAUAUCGAUGUGUCGUUUUAUAGCAAUGUUCAUGAGUAUAAAAUUCCCAACAUCAUAUAUAAAAUCUCUUAUUGCCGCGUCUGAUAAUACUUGUAUCAUAGGGGAUGGAAUUACAGGAGACAAAAUAUAUAGAGAAAUUGAAGGUGAAUGGUGGCAAGUGGAAGGCGUAAAUGACAAUGAUAAUAAAGUACAACUACUUAAGAAACAGUUAUUGUAACUAAUAGUAGGAAUAAAAUGUAUAAUUCUUCUAAAUUACACUGUACUACUGUUAUUAUAUUAAAAUAAUAAUUUAUGCCUAA